This is a messenger RNA of Scaptodrosophila lebanonensis, 824 nucleotides long. RefSeq lists its product as uncharacterized. The record is from RefSeq and is a predicted model, not a curated record. The transcript is spliced from 2 exons. NCBI's taxonomy places the organism in Eukaryota, Metazoa, Arthropoda, Insecta, Diptera, Drosophilidae. Bases 26 to 682 code for a protein of 218 amino acids.
AGCCUUCAUCAGAAUCGCCAUUAAGAUGAAGCUUUUGGUGCUUAUCUUAACUGCAAUUUUAUUGCUGUGUUAUGUCAAUGCCCAAGAUGGCAAUCGUCUUCUAUCGCCAAUUGACCGAUUUACGGGCAAGGGGCCAAUUGGUUUGGUAGUCUCAGACAGGAAGCCACCAGCCAGUGAUCCAAUUGACCGAUUUACGGGCAAGGGGCCAAUUGGUUUGGCAGCCGCAGACAGGGAGCCACCAGCCAGUGAUCCAAAACGUCUAAGACUCUUCCUGCAACAGAAAAUCGCCAGGGCUGAGGGUGUACUAUUUACAUUGUCACGGGAUGUCAGAAGGAUCAGAACCAAAUUGGGUGAGGUACUCGAUGAUCAGACUAGACUGCACAAGGGUCUCGAGGUAUCCAGAUCAGCUGUGAAGGAAGCAAAAUCGAAGAAUUUACGAGUUUUAUUAAGAUAUAACCGGGCACUUGCGCAAUUAGAGGAUUGCAAGCGUACGAGGCCUGGUCGUAUCGUAGGAAUGAUUGAGAAACUGCGAGAAUUUGAAAAGGUCAAUGAUGCCAGAGUCAAACUAAUGUAUCUGUCCAGAUACCUUAAUAUGAUGAGAGAUAUACGGGAGCAUGUCAAUAGAGAGAAAAGGUUCGCAGCAGGGUUAACGGACCUCAAAAUUGGCGGUUUAUUUAUUUAAAAAACCAUCGCUGUGUGUCUAAGAAAGUUGCCGUAGUCGCAAGCAUUCUAAAAAGUGUCGCUCAUUUUGUGCUCUAAGUAAACCAUAAAUUGUAUAAAAUUUUCAAUAAAGAGAACACACAGCGUCAAAAUAGCGUCAAAAA